This is a messenger RNA of Chara braunii, 3060 nucleotides long. The record is from the annotation of a GenBank genome assembly. Lineage: Eukaryota; Viridiplantae; Streptophyta; Charophyceae; Charales; Characeae.
GGUGUGUCGCUGCUCGUUGUGGGCAUAGCAGUCAUUGUCAUCCUCGUCUUCGUGGUAGGGGUCUUGCUUUUGUCGUUAGUUGUCACGUUCGUUGCCAUUGGCCUUCUCUGCAGACGUCUGUAGUCAUCCUCCGUACGGGUGGGGCCAAAGGUGCCACCUUUCAUUGUUGAUUAGGCGGUGUGCUCCGGUGGCAGUUCGGUUAUGGAGUCCACACGUUGGACGGGUGACGUCGAAGUUGGUUCCGAUGGCAGUACUGACAUGCAUGACGGUCGUGUGCAUGCACGGCCCCAUUCUCGCGGGCAGGGGGUUCCGAGCAUGCAUUCCUUCGCCGCCGUGCGUCAAUCAACGCCGGCCGUGCAACGUCCGUACUUCCCCUCGCGUGCGCCUUUCCCAUUGUUGCCCUUCGAUAGAGGGUGUGGUAGACAGUCUCCCGAGAGGUUGCAUGCAGGCCUUCUGCGUGGUUGUCCACUGGCAGUGGACAUGCGGGGCGACGGCGGUUUCGUCGUUGAUGAUCACUCUUUCUCCGUCCAACAGCAGUGCCAUUUGUAUGCAGCGAGGGCAUGCGUAGAAGGGACGAGCAUGGGUGCAGGUUUUGGCAUGCCUGCGCCGGGCGCACAGAACAUGGACAUGGGUGGCACACCUUGGUCUCCCCUAUGCACCCAGAGCACGGUACGGUCGUUCAGCAUGCGGUGUUCUCCAUCUCCUCAGCUGGGCGUUCACACGGACGGCCCGUGGAAUCGGACGAACACGCGGCCGGUGUCUCCCGAGACUCGCAUGGAUUCACCGUACGACGAAGGCGCCACCGUUUCCGGAGGAGCCGAUGAAGACGAUCAUGCAGAGCACGGAAGUGUUGUUCCAGUGAUGGCAAGGUCGAUUGCCGAGCAGGGUGAUGCGCAGGGCCGGGGUGCGGCAGGCGGGGAGGGGAGCAGGUGGCCGGCGAAUGCUCGACCAUCGGCUCAAAAGAAGCAAAGCGUGCCAUGGACGUUGGACGAGCGAGUGAAGCUUGCAUUCCUUAUGGGCGAGGACGAUGGCCUUAUGGCGGAUGCUAACGGCCAACACCGAUUCAAGCAGAGGAAAGAGCGGUAUGCAUGGGUGAACGAUAGGAUGAAGGACGCUGGCUUCAAACACAGGACCACCGAAGACUGCCGCAGGAAGUGGUCCAACAUGCUGCAGAUGGCGAAGCUCAUCGUCGAAAAGUGUCACGCGUCUGGACAGUUGUCGUAUUGGGAUCUAUCUGUGGAGGAACGAAAGGAGAAGUAUCUCCCGCUUUCUUUUGAAAAACCGUUGCGGGACGCUAUGCAGUGGCAACUAAACCGACCGCCGAUGAGGUGUGACAACACGCUGGCUUCGGAGAACCUAUCGGGGGAUGGAACAGAUCCACCACCGGGGGGAGGAUCAGAUGAAAGAUGCGCGGAGGAGUUGGACAAUUCUACGAAAGUGAGGCGGACGGCCGCCGGGAAGGCGAGAGGGGAAGAUGGCAGUAGCGGUGGCACGAGUAUGGGGAGGGUCAUGGAAGAUUCUACACGCUCGUACUGUGAUGGCCUGGACAAAGCGGCCACCUCCCUUGCCAAAGCCACCGCAGACGCAGGCACCGCAAUCGCUGCUCGGAUAGGGGAUGUGGCCAACGCAAUGCGGGGUGGGAACAGUGUUCUCAAGUUGCUAGUGGGGGUUCUAGCCCGCAGGGGAGCAAAUGGAGGUCACUCCACCGAAGCGGGUCGGGAUACAGACCCUUCAUCUCGGGGGGUUAUGGUCUACGAGAUGAUCCACCAUCGGGACGGGUACCACACAAGGGACUUCGAGUUCGCGAUUGGCGUGACAUGUCACUCCGUCCGUUUCUAUGAAGUCGAUGUCGAUGGGGUCCCCGCUAUGAAGAUGGAGGUGGGGUUGGGAUUCUUCGGAAACAACCUGGGACAUGUGCUCAUCUUUGUCACGAAGGUCGGGGAUGUGAUCCCCAACGAGUGGGGCGGCCAUCCCAUUGAUCUGGCGGGGGAGGUCGUGCUUCUUUACAUCUCCACGCUUGCCGACCUGUACGCAGACCGCCUGGAUCCGCUCCCGUUUUGGAGUCUCGUGGACUGCCGCGCUGGCGGGGGAGAUGAUGAUGAUGUUGAUGAUGAUGAUGAUGAUGAUGAUGAUGAUGAUGAUGAUGAUGAUGUUGAUGAUGAUGGGGCCGCUGGUGACGUCGUGAUGCCUUAUGAUGGUGAUGUUGAUGAUGAUGAUGAUGAUGAUGAUGAUGAUGAUGAUGAUGGUGAUGGUGAUGGUGAUGGUGAUGGUGGUGAUGUUGGUGAUGGUGAUGAUGAUGGUGGUGAUGAUGACGUUGAUGGUGAUGAUGAUGACGAUGAUGAUGAUGGUGAUGAUGGUGAUGGUGAUGGUGAUGGUGAUGAUGAUGAUGAUGAUGAUGAUGAUGAUGAUGAUGAUGAUAUUGAUGAUGAUAAUGGCGAUGAUGUCCCCAACGAUGAUGAUGACGAUGAUGAUGGUAAUGAUGCCGCUCGCUCGGGUGAAUCGUCCCAACGGCAUAAGUAUCGACGAAAUUUAAAUUCAUUCCGUUAUGUAUAUAAACGAACUCGUAAAGGAGUCGGUGGUUUUUUGUAGCCCAUUUCGGAUUCAGGCUAUCGGUUGUUGUUGUUUUUUUUUUAAUGUUUUUUUGGGUUAUGUGCAUGUUUGUGUUUGUAGUCGUCGUCGCUAUUUUGUGUGUGUCGCCCUGAAACCAAUUGCUGGGCGACUUCUUUACCCGGACAGCGUCUUGCUAUUGUCUUCCGAUUUCAUGUUCACUUUGGGUGUGUUGAAGGCUUUUGUCACGAAUUUUACGUUCGGUUUGUUAUGGUCGUUCAAGAAAUGAUCGUCGUGUGUGCUCGUAUAACAUGUCCAGAUGUUAUUAGUGGAAACUUUUCUCCCACUUUUUGUAAAGAUAUGAGUUCAUAUCUUUACAUGCAUGGGUGAAUUUAUAUGUUCAUAUGUUCAUAUGCAUGGGUGGUAUAUCAUUUCCAUUUAUACAUUUUGCAACAUUAAUUGCUUGAAUUCAUAUGGUUUGUGUGCAUGGGUGAACAAAGAUUACAUUGUGAA